GAUCAGAAGGGGAGUUUUGCCGGGGUUGGGAAUUCGGGCGGUGGUGAGAAUGUAUCCGUCCUCGGUGGUCACUUUGUGCAGCUCUACCGGGUAACCGUGCUUUGCGAUUGACGAUUUCUGAUUGAAGAUUGAUGUAGAAAUUUAGAUCUUUAUGGAGUACUGGGGUAGCCACUUACCAAAAGCUCGUCUGGAUCAUCGCAAUACGCUAGAUUACAAGCCAUCAAAAACAGCCACGAAAACAAAUCACGGUCAACCAUAUCGAAAGCUGGAAUCCAACUAUGGUGAUAACAGUUGCCGUGCAAGUUAGUUUGAUGUUUAUAAUUAUGAGCAUGGGUAAUUAACAUUUUGACGAAUUGUGCCAAGCAUUGCGUGCUGGUUAGUACGCAAUCAUUGUGAUGUGAUUAAAUUCUUCAAAAACUGACUGUUGACAGAUUUACUAUUUUGUGACAAAAACUACUAAAUAGAAUAGAACAUGCUUCAGAUCUCAAAGUUUAAUUAGCUCUUCCACAGUUGUUUACUGCGAGCUUAGAUUGCUGCAAUGAAAACACUCUUGGAACUAUUGUUGCACUUUGAUCGUAUGAAGAGGCGAGCAAAUAUGGUUAGAAAAUGUUUAUUAUUGAGAUUUUCAGCCCAUGAUGACUCAUUUAGAAUACACAAACAUAUGAUUAAUGUUCAAGACAUUUGGGAAAUUUGCGAGGAAGCAAAGAUUUAAGAUCGCAUGAAGGCACGACGUGUAUUUCAACCAUACUAAUAAUCAAAACGUUAUUAUUAUGUUUAUUAUGUUUAUUAUUAUCAGUUUUUCAGCCCAAGUUGUAUUAUUUUUGGUACUGAAGAACUUCAAAAUAUCCCAAAAGUGGAACUGCAUUUUUUUCAAUGCUUCUGUACUGCCGUUCUACGCAUAAUUGCCCCAUGUUUUUUGGGAUUCCCAUAUAAUCACGUAUAAAACUUCUUCAAACAUGAUUUGAAUGGAGUUUUUUAAUUACUCAAUUUAUUAUUAUCAUUCAAGUUUUAUCUGCAUUUACUGGACAUUUUAUUCACUUGCAUGUGCAGAGCUCGUUUAAAAUAGAUUUGUGUUGCACUUUCCAUGUUCGUAAAAAUGAUUGGAUCAGUAUUCCACUUUUCGCAGUUUGCUGCAUUAAUCACUCCAGCGACUGCAGUGUUAAUCAUUGUUGGCUCAACUAGCGAAAUGGCUGAGCAUGUUUUACAGCUGUUCCUCUCUUUGGUUCUGCUUCAACUGGUGUACUACGUCAAUCCUGAUAAAUUGUUGGUAAUAUCCCGCUUUAUGGGAUUCCAGAUUUCAAAUUACCCUAGAUUCUCCUUUCAGAAAACAUCAAUUACACAACAUGGCUAUCCCGUAGAGCUGCACAAAGUGAUCACCGAGGAUGGUUACAUUCUAACCGUCACCCGAAUCCCCAACCCCGGAAAGACCCCCAUCCUCAUCAUGCACGGUCUAUUCGGAUGCUCGGUAGACUACACUGCCCAAGGUCCCGGAAAGGCUUUGGCCUAUCUUGCCCAUGACGCUGGAUUCGACGUAUGGAUGGGGAACAACCGCGGCACAACCUACUCCAAGAUACAUGAAACCUUGGGUCUGAAGUCGCAAGCCUUUUGGCACUUCAGUUUUCACAAACUGGGCCUGUACGACCUGUCCGCAACCGUUGACUACGUUUUGAAGGUUUCCAAUCGGAGGCAGCUCCAAUACAUCGGUCACUCGCAAGGCUCGACCCAGUUCCUUGUUCUGACCACCCUUCGUCCCGAGUACAACGAUGUGUUCAUAAGCGCGCACCUCUCGGCACCGGUCGCCUACAUACAUCACACAACCAGCCCGGCAGUCAUCCUAACCAACCGCGCCGAAGAGCUGGAAGCCGCGUGCCGACUCACCGGAGUGUACGAGCUCGGUGGUAGAGGACAAGGCUCCUACGUAGACGCCAUCGUUCGAGCCAACCAACUCGGAUUCAUCCCCAUGGACCUCAUCCUCAUCAACGUGUGGUACGUGAUGGGCUACCACGACUCCAUCAACCGAACCAUCUUGCCCGAUUUGCUCCGGUACAGUCCCGCCGGUGGAUCCAUCUACCAGGUGCUACACUACAUCCAGCUGUACAACGCCCGGAAUUUCCAACAGUACGACUUCGGACCGGAAGAGAACCUCCUGCGCUACGGCACCGUUCAACCUCCAACGUAUCCGUUGCAUAAGGUCUCGACUCCUACGUACCUCUAUUACAGCGAAGCAGACAACAUCAACCAUCCACCGGAUGUGGACGCCUUGGCCGAGCGGCUUCCGAAUUUGCGGCUGAAGUUCAAGAUACCGGAUCGACGCUGGAACCAUAUCGAUUUCUUGUAUGGGAGUAGUGCCUAUCGACUCUACCAUAUGAUUCUGUCCGAAAUGGGUGAUUCAUAAUUGGACAUUGGUAUGCGACCCUCAAUAAAUGAUCCUUUGGCUGUUACAUUUGAUCAAGAUCUGAAAGAUUGGUGAAAUCCUUGGUUGAAGAGUGACCUGUCUACAGAACUUUCAUCAAAAACAUUUCCCCAAGAUAAGAAACCUACCCUUCCGGAACCGGACCUGCCGGUCUACCAACAAACAACAGUCACCUGAAAUCACUUCGCACCAAGUUUGUAGAGCAGAAAACAUACCAUCAAGUCGCUCUUGUGUAAACACAUUCCAGCGCACCGGCGGCGGCCUCAUCACGUCCAGCAAGCAUCGUAAACAACUUCCAGUUUCGGACUGCUCCGGCUCGCAUCACAAUUGUGCAGUUUGAUUUGAUGAUAUUUUCAUAACUGCAAUCAUCGUCGCUACUGCACUUAGGCUACCGACCGAUCACCGCCACCAUCUUCACCAUCUUCACCAUCUCCAUCAUCUCCAUCGGUGUUCAUCGGUUUAAACUGGAAGACUACUGCAUCGUCUCGUCGUCGCUAGGCAAACAAGCUCGCUUGCGAAGCCACAGUUGCCGCGGUUAUUUGCUUAAUUUGCGCGCGAUGGAGCACACUGCUGGUCGAGAGAAGAAAAGAAAAGUACCGCUUGCGCGCCCGGUGAUAAUUGUAUGGUUGUGGCUGCGGA
This is a messenger RNA of Aedes albopictus (Asian tiger mosquito), 3052 nucleotides long. Its product is annotated as lipase 3-like. Gene Ontology annotation, molecular function: hydrolase activity, acting on ester bonds. Gene Ontology annotation, biological process: lipid metabolic process. Bases 1085 to 2395 code for a protein of 436 amino acids. The transcript has a single exon. Lineage: Eukaryota; Metazoa; Arthropoda; Insecta; Diptera; Culicidae. The record is from RefSeq and is a predicted model, not a curated record.